AUGUCAGCUCUGUUGAAAAGACCAUCUCGCUAAAGAUGAAGACUGACAAAGCACCAGCGCAACAACAACAACAACAACAACAACAAUAUAAUCAAAAGAAAAGAAGCACUAAUAAUAAUAGUAACAAUAAACCAAAGGUUUCUACUGUAUUGAAAAAGACCAGUGUAUCAGCACCUACGACACCGCAACAGCAGAGAAGGACAGUGUUACCGGUCAAGGCCAGAAGAGUCGAACGUCGAAAGGAAAUAGUGUCUAUGAAGAUUGAACUAUUAUCCGGUGCUUCUUCUGAAUCUGAUGACUCGUCUUCGUCUAGUGGUUAUUUCGAUAAAAAGAAGAAUAACAGACGUAAGAAGGCUUUAUCAGUGAAUCCUGCUGUUAUUGCUGUGCCAGUUAAGAAGAGAAUUGAACAACAGCAUCAGCAUCAGCAUCAGCAGCAGCAGCAGCAGCAGAAUCAGCAGAGUAGACGUAGGUCUAGUAGUGUGAUUGACCUCAGAGGCACAGUGUAUGCUGGCCCGACGUUUAAUAAUGCACCUGCUCCGAGUGCCUUGCCGAUUCCUGCCUUCUCUUCUGUUGACUUUAUCAAGAAAGAUCUUUCUAGACAUUCAAAAGAUUUAAUGAACAUUUUGUCUCCUCAACCCCAGUUCAAGAAUGAUUUUGAAAUGGAUCUUUCCGAAAUACAACGUGGUUUGAGAUCAAUGCUCAAGAUUUAAUCCCGCUUUUUUUUUUUUUUUUUUUGGAAAUAGUUUUAUUCUUUUCAUUGAUGCAUCAUACCCAACUUUCUUGUACACAAACACAUAUCCUCUCUCUCUCACUUUUGCUUGUUGUAUAUUUUUCACACUGAGAAUGGAUAUACUAUCUCUUUUUUUUUUUUUUUUUUUUUUU
Messenger RNA from Mucor mucedo, 882 nucleotides. RefSeq lists its product as uncharacterized. The record is from RefSeq and is a predicted model, not a curated record. The coding region runs from base 36 to 710 and encodes 224 amino acids. The transcript is spliced from 2 exons. Lineage: Eukaryota; Fungi; Mucoromycota; Mucoromycetes; Mucorales; Mucoraceae.